Messenger RNA from Styela clava, 491 nucleotides. RefSeq lists its product as uncharacterized. NCBI's taxonomy places the organism in Eukaryota, Metazoa, Chordata, Ascidiacea, Stolidobranchia, Styelidae. The record is from RefSeq and is a predicted model, not a curated record.
CAAGCUGGAGUUGUAAUUUAGGUUUAAAUAAAUUUAGGGAUAAGUGAAUAACCGGAGAGGCCUAUCGGAAAAUAACACUCUGAAAGUCAAUAAUGAAGAGCAUACUCUUCAAAUGUGUCAUAUUUGCUGCAUUUUAUACACAAGGUUGUACAAUAACGUGUUAUGAUUGUGUCGAUUGUGCUUUUGUAAAUAACUCAACCACAGUUGCAUCGUCAGAAGAUGAUCCUUCGAUACCCGACAAACGACUAGUUGAUGCUUGUUUCACUUUCAAUGGUCGAGUCAGUGGAGUAAGAACUAUCAUACGAGGAUAUGGAUGGUCAUUAGGAGAAUUCUGUAUAGAACAAAACCAACAAGGAGCAGUUGGAGAAUUUUGCUAUUGCUAUAAAGAUUUCUGCAAUGAAGCGUCCAAGCUGAGUUAUCAUAUUGAAGCAAUGAUUCUUACUUCUGCAGUUAUAUGGAAAAUAGUUGCCUAAAAAAAGAGUGCUGUUCUU